Cololabis saira (Pacific saury) is the source of this 1214-nucleotide messenger RNA. RefSeq names its product rho-related GTP-binding protein RhoA-B. Lineage: Eukaryota; Metazoa; Chordata; Actinopteri; Beloniformes; Belonidae. Gene Ontology annotation, cellular component: dendritic spine; cleavage furrow. The coding region runs from base 123 to 704 and encodes 193 amino acids. The record is from RefSeq and is a predicted model, not a curated record. Gene Ontology annotation, molecular function: GTP binding; GTPase activity. Gene Ontology annotation, biological process: cell migration; stress fiber assembly; small GTPase-mediated signal transduction. The transcript has 5 exons.
GCCCCGCCCCCUCGCCCCUCCCUCCUGCUAAUCCUCCAGAAGCUGUAAAAGCAGUAGCGACGAAGGCUAACAAAGCGCUACUUUAAUUUCAGUUCAACUAUUUUUUUUACCUAUCAUUUGCUAUGGCAGCAAUCAGAAAAAAGCUGGUUAUAGUAGGAGAUGGAGCUUGUGGAAAGACUUGUCUGCUCAUUGUGUUCAGUAAGGACCAAUUUCCAGAAGUCUAUGUCCCCACGGUGUUUGAAAACUAUGUUGCAGACAUUGAAGUUGAUAGCAAACAGGUUGAGUUAGCACUGUGGGAUACAGCAGGUCAAGAGGACUAUGACAGAUUGCGCCCACUCUCUUAUCCAGAUACUGAUGUCAUUCUCAUGUGCUUCUCCAUCGACAGCCCAGACAGUCUUGAGAACAUCCCUGAAAAGUGGACCCCUGAGGUGAAACACUUCUGUCCUAAUGUUCCCAUUAUACUGGUGGGAAAUAAAAAGGACCUUCGGAAUGACGAGCACACUCGGAGGGAGCUUGCUAAAAUGAAGCAGGAACCUGUCAAACCAGAGGAUGGGCGUGACAUGGCUAACAGGAUCGGUGCCUUCGGAUACAUGGAGUGCUCUGCAAAAACAAAAGAUGGUGUGAGAGAAGUGUUUGAGAUGGCAACCAGGGCUGCACUACAGGCCAGGCGGGGAAAGAAGAGCAAUAAAUGUGUCCUACUGUAAAUGGGGGCAUGAGGACUGCUUCCUGCAGGGGGGGAGAGGGAGAAUUAUGUCAAUCCUACCCCCAGACACACCUACACAAAAGACUGUUCUCCCCUGUUUUUACUAAAAGUGUAAUGCUUUUACUGUUUUGUCUUAAGCAAAAGUAGUCAGGUUAAGUCAGUAUUCAGUUUUUGAGGUUAUGAAACAUACUUUUUUUGUACUUUUAACAUACGUAAAAUUUGCCAUGAUGAAACUUCCUUUAACACAUUCUGUGUAAUUGAAAAGGUCAGUAAGAGGACCUGGUGUGUCAUACUUGCCAACUACAAUUAAGUGCUUAAGCCCUGCCUGCUGAUCUGAGGAAUGUGUCUACAGCCAACUGCAGUGAAGUACCUGCACACUGGGACCAACAAACUGAUGGACACUCAGUGUGUGUGCAUAUCUUAGUUGCAUUCUGACCAUCUGCACAACGAUACUGGAAACUCAUUUUGCUAAAACUGAAGUGUUUUGUGUUAAUAAAUUACUUUGUAAGAA